AUGUCACCACCAUUGUGCCACCACCAUUGUGCCACCAUCAUUGUGCCACAUCGCUAUUUGACCAUCAUUGUGCCACCACCAUUGUGCCACCACCGUUGUGUCACCACCAUUGUGCCACCGUCAUUGUGUCACCACCAUUGUGUCACCACCAUUGUGCCACCAUCAUUGUGUCACCAUCAUUGUGCCACCGUCAUUGUGCCACCAUCAUUGUGUCACCACCAUUGUGCCACCAUCAUUGUGGCUCCAUCAUUGUGUCACCACCAUUGUGCCACCAUUAUUGUGUCACCACCAUUGUGCCACCACCUUUGUGUCACCAUCAUUGUGCCACCAUCAUUGUGCCACCACCACUGUGCCACCAUCACUGUUCCUCCACCAUUGUGCCACCACCAUUGUGCCACCAUCAUUGUGGCUCCAUCAUUGUGUCACCACCAUUGCGCCACCAUCAUUGUGUCACCAUCAUUGUGCCACCAUCAUUGUGUCACAAUCAUUGUGCCACCAUCGCUAUUUGACCAUCAUUGUGCCACCGUCAUUGUGCCACCACCACUUUGCCACCAUCACUGUUCCUCCAUCAUUGUGCCACCAUCAUUGUGUCACCAUCAUUGUGUCACCACCAUUGUGCCACCAUCGCUAUUUGACCAUCAUUGUGCCACCGUCAUUGUGCCACCACCACUGUGCCACCAUCACUGUUCCACCAUCACUGUUCCUCCAUCAUUGUGCCACCAUUAUUGUGCCACCAUCAUUGUGGCUCCAUCAUUGUGUCACCACCAUUGUGCCACCACCGUUGUGCCACCGUCAUUGUGCCACAUCGCUAUUUGA
Haliotis rufescens (red abalone) is the source of this 816-nucleotide messenger RNA. RefSeq lists its product as uncharacterized. The transcript has a single exon. The record is from RefSeq and is a predicted model, not a curated record. NCBI's taxonomy places the organism in Eukaryota, Metazoa, Mollusca, Gastropoda, Lepetellida, Haliotidae. Bases 1 to 816 code for a protein of 271 amino acids.